GUUUUCGAAAGCGGAAAGGACACCCGUAGGAGUCGUGCUAGGUGAACCUUGACCAUCAGCAACGGUUCCGGCUGCAGCACCGGACGACACCAGCAUCAUUCAGUUCAAGAUGGCGCACCUAUCGCCACCUCCCUCGCCUCCGGUUAUGAACAGCCAGACUCCGGAGCUGAGUGCCGCCUCGACGAACCUCAUCCAGCGUGCUUCGGCGUUCAGUUCCGUGCUGGGACAAAAGUGGAGCGCUAGAGAUCUUCCCCUGCUGUACAACCCACUGUUCUACUCGGGUGCUGCGUUUCUGUGGCCACAGUUCCUGCUGCCUCAGCAGCCCAUCACUCCGAUCUCGCCGAACUUGACCAACUCGCGGGAUUACACGCUAACCCCGGAAAAGGAGGAAGUCAUUGAUGAAGACAUGCCACUGAACCUCUCGAUGAAACCGUCCUCAUCGACGCCAAACUCUCGAUCUUCGUCGUCAGUGGCCACGGCUGCCGCUGCUGCGGCGGCUUCCCUAGCGCACUCGAUCCACAUCUGGUCGCCGGCCAGCAUGUGCGAGAAGGAAACAAUAGACGACAGUCAAAGCAACAUCGACAUCGAGAACGACGAUGGCGAUGGCGAUUCCUCGAGCGGUGGGGAGUUGCAUAUUGAUGAAUCACGGGAUCUGCAGCAGCAUCGGCAAAAUCAGCAGCAGUACAUGGAGAACCACAAGGCACGGAUUUUGACGGAAUACAACAAUCUUCUUCUCAACAGUGGCGCCGCCGCAGCGGUUGCCAGCGGAAUCAGCGGAAAGGGCGAUAAGAAUUACUUCAACUACAGCAAGAUUAGCAAAGGAUAUUUCACGCAUUUGCAACAACAACAGAAGAACCUGGAAAUCCUGCGGCAGAACCGUACGGAUGUGUUUGUGGUGAAUAACAAUGGUGGUAGUAACAAUAACAAUAACAACAACAAUCGGGAAGGUGUGAAGAACAACAAUGUGAGUGCGUCGUUCAGUGACGAUGGUGGUGAAAUUCGGGUGAAGAAUGAGAUUGCGCGGCCGGACUCGACCGGACACAGUGAAGGGUACGUGUUCAAGCGGGAAUCAGCACAGGGAUCUACAGGAAGUGAGGAGAAGAAGCCGGCUCGGCUGUAUCAGUGCAAACAGUGCGGCAAAACGUUCAAACGCUCCAGCACGCUAUCGACUCAUCUGCUGAUCCACAGUGACACCCGACCGUAUCCCUGCCAGUACUGCGGCAAACGCUUCCACCAAAAGUCCGACAUGAAGAAGCACACGUACAUCCACACCGGUGAAAAACCGCACAAAUGUGUCGUCUGCCUCAAAGCCUUCAGUCAAAGUUCGAAUCUCAUCACACACAUGCGCAAGCACUCCGGCUACAAACCAUUUUCAUGCGGGCUAUGCGAUAAGGCGUUCCAGCGAAAAGUGGAUCUGCGUCGUCAUCGCGAGGGACAACACGGUGAAAUCAUCGGCACCGUUGGCGGAGCAGGGGCACCGCCCAGCAGCGCCCUUUCACCGGCGGAUGAUUUCAAGCCGAGUAACAUCUCCUCUGUGGGUGCUGGUAGUCCCGCGAGUCCCGAUCACCUCCACCGCAGCUCACCCCCGAACCAAUCGGCGGCUAUGGCGGCCGUUGCCGCUGCGGCUGUAGCUGCGGCAGCCGCUGCAGGCUUCCACCACAAUCACCACAACCAGCACCAGCAUGCUCAUCAUCGCAAUCACAACCACCACGCGGACAUUAAAAUGGAAGUUAGCAGCAGUUGUUCAUGAUUCGACCCGAACUGGGCCCGGCUCACGAUGAUUUAGUUUAUUUUAUACCUACCUUUGUGUUACACAUUCUCCCUCACAGUCCCCACAAGCCUAAUGACGAUUUUUUGUUUUGAAAACGUAGAAAAAAAUGAGAUACAAACUCUGACAACAACAACAGAUGUUGCUCAAUUUGGGCGCUUCUUCUUCACACUGGCCUACUGCGCACCGUGUUGCUGCUGCUUAAGGUCCCGCUCGCAACACGCGUCAGAUGACGUUUCGGUUCUUUUUUCGGGUUUUGCUUUGUUCUUUCG
Messenger RNA from Ochlerotatus camptorhynchus, 2040 nucleotides. RefSeq names its product senseless (gene sens). NCBI's taxonomy places the organism in Eukaryota, Metazoa, Arthropoda, Insecta, Diptera, Culicidae. Gene Ontology annotation, biological process: regulation of DNA-templated transcription. Gene Ontology annotation, molecular function: DNA-binding transcription factor activity, RNA polymerase II-specific; RNA polymerase II cis-regulatory region sequence-specific DNA binding. The record is from RefSeq and is a predicted model, not a curated record. Bases 110 to 1750 code for a protein of 546 amino acids. The transcript is spliced from 6 exons.